Molecule: messenger RNA, 4217 nt
Organism: Choloepus didactylus (southern two-toed sloth)
Lineage: Eukaryota; Metazoa; Chordata; Mammalia; Pilosa; Megalonychidae
Gene: SLC4A3
Product: solute carrier family 4 member 3
Exons: 23
Coding region: 232-3960 (1242 amino acids)
Biological process (GO): bicarbonate transport; monoatomic anion transport; regulation of intracellular pH
Cellular component (GO): plasma membrane
Molecular function (GO): monoatomic anion transmembrane transporter activity; solute:inorganic anion antiporter activity
Source: RefSeq, a predicted model, not a curated record
CCUGCGUCCGCCCGGCCCGCCCGGUUCUGCGCGGCGUCAGGCUGAACCUGAGCCCCGGCGGGCGCGCCUCGGAGCGAGCGCGGGAGGGACAUGGGGCGCGGCGGCCAGCCCGGGCCCCGCAGGCUCUGGAGCCCCGAGGGCUCCCCACCAGGCCCCCGCAGCGCCCCCUUCUUCUCAUCUGGGUCACGGGUCCCUCGGUGAGCGAGAGCCUCCCCAGCCGCCUCCCCGGCCAUGGCCAACGGAGCGAUCCCGCCGCCCGGGGGCGCCUCCCCCCUGCCCCAGGUCCGGGUGCCCUUGGAGGAGCCCCCUCUAGGUCCCGACAUGGAGGAGGAGGACGAUGACUUGGGCAAGACCUUGGCAGUGAGCAGGUUUGGGGACCUCAUCAGCAAGCCCCCGGCCUGGGACCCCGAGAAGCCCAGCCGCAGCUACAGCGAGCGGGACUUUGAGUUUCACCGGCACACCUCCCACCACACCCACCACCCGCUCUCGGCACGCCUGCCUCCGCCCCACAAGCUGCGGCGACCGCCCCCCACCUCCGCCCGCCACACCCGCAGGAAGAGGAAGAAGGAGAAAACCUCUGCUCCCCCCUCUGAAGGGACCCCUCCCAUCCAGGAGGAGGGGGGAGCUGGAGUGGAGGAGGAGGAGGAGGAGGAGGAGGAGGAAGAAGAGGAGGAGGAAGGGGAAUUUGAAACAGAACCUGUGGAGCCCCCACCCUCGGGGUCCCCACAGAAAGCAAAGGGGCCCAGGGGGCGUCCUGUGUGUCCACAGUUCUCCAUUGGAAGUGACGAGGAUGACAGCCCAGGCCUCCGGGGCAGGGCUGCCCCCACCAAACCCCUGCCUGAGGGGGGCCCACGCUCCGACAGGAGCCCCCCGUGCUCGGUCAGCUCCCCUAGCCCCCGGGCCCAGGUCUCCCGAGUCACUGGGGAGAAGAGCCGGCCCUGGAGCCCCUCAGCCAGUUACGACCUGCGGGAGCGGCUGUGCCCGGGCAGUGCCCUGGGCAACCCUGGGGGCCCGGAGCAGCAGGUGCCCACUGACGAGGCGGAGGCCCAGAUGCUGGGCUCUGCGGACCUGGACGACAUGAAGAGUCACCGGCUGGAGGACAACCCUGGGGUGCGGCGGCACCUCGUGAAGAAGCCGUCUCGGACCCAGGGCGGGAAGGGCAGCCCCGGCGGCCUGGCCCCCAUCCUGCGCCGGAAGAAGAAAAAGAAGACACCGGAUCGGCGGCCUCACGAGGUGUUUGUGGAGCUGAACGAGCUGAUGCUGGACCACGGCCAGGAGCCCCACUGGCGGGAGACGGCCCGCUGGAUCAAGUUCGAGGAGGACGUGGAGGAAGAGACGGAGCGCUGGGGGAAGCCCCAUGUGGCCUCGCUCUCCUUCCGGAGCCUUCUGGAGCUCAGGAGGACCAUCGCCCAUGGCGCUGCCUUGCUGGACCUGGAGCAAACCACCCUGCCGGGCAUCGCACACCUCCUGGUGGAGACCAUGAUCAUGUCCGACCAGAUCCGGCCAGAGGACAGGGCCAGUGUCCUGCGUACCCUGCUGCUGAAACACAGCCAUCCCAACGAUGACAAGGACAGUGGCUUCUUCCCCCGAAACCCGUCGAGCUCCAGUAUGAACUCGGUCCUGGGGAACCAUCACCCAACCCCCAGCCACGGCCCAGAUGGGGCGGUUCCUCCCAUGGCCGACGACCUGGGGGAGCCGGCCCCGCUCUGGCCUCACGACCCCGAUGCCAAGGAGAAGCCCCUCCACAUGCCUGGGGGAGAUGGUCACCGGGGGAAAAGCAUGAAGCUGCUGGAGAAGAUCCCUGAAGAUGCUGAGGCCACUGUCGUGCUCGUGGGCUGUGUGCCUUUUCUGGAGCAGCCAGCGGCAGCCUUUGUGCGGCUGAGCGAGGCUGUGCUCUUGGAGUCUGUGCUGGAGGUCCCCGUGCCCGUCCGCUUCAUCUUCGUGAUGCUGGGGCCCAGCCACACCAGCAGCGACUACCACGAGCUCGGGCGCUCCAUUGCCACCCUCAUGUCUGACAAGCUGUUUCACGAGGCCGCCUACCAGGCCGACGACCGGCAGGACCUGCUGAGCGCCAUCAGCGAGUUCCUGGACGGCAGCAUCGUGAUCCCGCCGUCCGAGGUGGAGGGCCGCGACCUGCUGCGCUCCGUGGCGGCCUUCCAGCGCGAGCUGCUGCGGAAGCGGCGGGAGCGGGAGCAGACCAAAGUGGAGAUGACCGCUCGGGGGGACUACGUGGCUCCUGGGAAAGAACUGUCUGUAGAGUUGGGGGGCUCUGAGAUGGCCCCUGAAGAUGACCCCCUGAGGCGGACUGGCUCGGUGUUUGGGGGGCUUGUCCGGGAUGUGAAGCGCCGGUACCCCCACUACCCCAGCGACCUGCGGGACGCCCUGCACUCGCAGUGCGUGGCGGCCGUGCUCUUCAUCUACUUUGCUGCCCUCAGCCCUGCCAUCACCUUCGGGGGGCUGCUAGGAGAGAAGACGGAGGGGCUGAUGGGUGUGUCCGAGCUGAUCGUGUCCACGGCUGUGCUGGGCGUCCUCUUCUCGCUGCUGGGGGCUCAGCCGCUGCUGGUGGUCGGCUUCUCUGGACCCCUGCUCGUCUUCGAAGAAGCCUUCUUCAAGUUCUGCCAAGCCCAGGACCUGGAGUACCUCACCGGCCGGGUCUGGGUUGGCCUCUGGCUGGUGGUCUUCGUCCUUGCCCUGGUGGCCGCCGAGGGCAGCUUCCUGGUCCGCUACAUCACGCCGUUCACCCAGGAGAUCUUCGCCUUCCUCAUCUCUCUCAUCUUCAUCUACGAGACCUUCCACAAGCUCUACAAGGUGUUCACUGAGCAUCCGCUGCUGCCCUUCUACCCCCCGGAGGGGACGUCGGAGGCUGGUCUGGACCUGAAUGGGAGCACCCUGUCCCCCACCGAGGGGCCAUCGGGCCCGAGGAACCAGCCCAACACGGCGCUGCUCUCCGUCAUCCUCAUGCUCGGAACCUUCCUCAUUGCCUUCUUCCUGCGCAAGUUCCGGAACAGCCGCUUCCUGGGUGGUAAGGCUCGCCGGGUCAUUGGGGAUUUCGGCAUCCCCAUCUCCAUUCUGGUGAUGGUCCUGGUGGAUUAUUCUAUCACGGACACCUACACGCAGAAGCUGACGGUGCCCACGGGGCUCUCGGUGACGUCCCCCCACAAGCGCACGUGGUUCAUCCCGCCCCUCGGCAGUGCGCGUCCCUUCCCGCCCUGGAUGAUGGUGGCAGCGGCCGUGCCCGCCCUCCUGGUCCUCAUCCUGAUCUUCAUGGAGACACAGAUCACGGCGCUCAUCGUCAGCCAGAAGGCGCGGAGGCUGCUCAAAGGCUCCGGCUUCCACCUGGACCUGCUUCUCAUUGGCUCCCUGGGUGGGCUCUGCGGGCUCUUUGGGCUGCCCUGGCUCACGGCGGCCACCGUCCGCUCGGUCACCCACGUCAACGCGCUCACUGUCAUGCGCACGGCCAUCGCCCCCGGCGACAAGCCCCAGAUCCAGGAGGUGCGGGAGCAGCGGGUCACCGGGGUGCUCAUAGCCAGCCUCGUGGGCCUGUCCAUCGUCAUGGGUGCUGUGCUGCGCCGCAUCCCAUUGGCUGUGCUCUUUGGGAUCUUCCUGUACAUGGGGGUCACGUCGCUGUCCGGGAUCCAGCUGUCCCAGCGUCUGCUGCUCAUCCUCAUGCCAGCGAAACACCACCCUGAGCAGCCCUACGUGACCAAGGUGAAGACUUGGCGGAUGCACCUGUUCACCUGCAUCCAGCUGGGCUGCAUCGCCCUGCUCUGGGUGGUCAAGUCCACGGCAGCCUCACUGGCCUUUCCCUUCCUGCUGCUGCUCACUGUGCCCCUGCGGCGUUGCCUUCUGCCUCGACUCUUCCAGGACAGGGAGCUGCAGGCGCUGGAUUCGGAAGAUGCAGAACCAAACUUCGAUGAGGAUGGCCAGGACGAGUACAACGAGCUGCACAUGCCCGUGUGAUCCUCACGAGAGUACCCCUUAGAGACCCCGACCCCUUAGCCAUCUGACCCCUGGGCCCCAGUCAGAGCCCAGCCCAGGUCCAGGGGCUCCUCAUGACCCAGAGAUGUGCCUGGAACCACUAGGGACGCCUCGGCCAGAGUGGCCUCCCUGACCUGCGGCUGGACGCUGAGCUCGUCUCACCCUGGCCGUCUCCCGGGCCAGACCGCCACAGGCUUUGAGCUCAUUACAGCCACACCUCUUGUCUUGUGUCUGCUUCA